Phodopus roborovskii (desert hamster) is the source of this 916-nucleotide messenger RNA. RefSeq names its product proline-rich proteoglycan 2-like. The record is from RefSeq and is a predicted model, not a curated record. The transcript has 2 exons. The coding region runs from base 1 to 792 and encodes 263 amino acids. Lineage: Eukaryota; Metazoa; Chordata; Mammalia; Rodentia; Cricetidae.
AUGUUCCUGGGGUUGCUGGCGGACGCGGGGGUGGGGUGGAGACGAUCACGAUUGAGGAGGAGCACACAGGCGCACUCACCGCCUUCCUCCUUCCCUUCCUCUUCCUCCCACCCCGCCCCCGGGGGGCGGUACCCACCCCCGGAGGGUGGCGGCCGGCCCGGAAGGAGGGCUGGGGUUGGGGCGGCUGCGGUGGGUGGCGGACGCCGCGGGCCCCUCCCCCGCGCUCCCUUGCUGCCUCCCCCAGCUCCCCGCCCCUCCUCCUCUCCAUCCUCCCCAUCCUCCUCCUCCCGGUCCCCGGCAGCGGCGGCUAGGGGAAGCAGCCGGCGGCACCGGGGCCGCUCAGCCUUUGUCUCGGGCCGCCGGGCGCGCCGGGCCCAGCGCCGCAGGCCACGCGGGGACGGCGGAGGCUGCGAGGACCGGCAGUCAUGGAAAAACGGGAGAGGAGCCGGCCCAGCGUCACCGCCGCCACUGUCACCACCAUCACCAUCACCACCAACCAUCACUGACCGUCGCCCAUCCCACUACCCCGCCUCAUCCCCACCCCCACCCCCAUCUCAUCUCCCCGUGCACUGCCAACUUUGUCAGCCCAUUUCCUUUGCAUCCGGUAACACUUGGACAGAACGGCCGCGAGUAAGCGCAGCUACUGUGCGAUGUUCAUCUAACAGGCCACUGGGCUGCCUCGGUCUUCCUGGCAGGGGAAGGGGCCUGCGAUGCCGCCGCCCCGCGCAGACACUGAUGUCUGGAUGUUUAAUCCUGGCGGUAGAAGGGACUGAGACACGUCUCACUUGUUAAUGAUGAGAGUGGCACCAUAAUAUGUCUUCAUCAGACCACAGAGUUGGGGCUUAAGACUUCAUCGUUUAUCUUCUAAGUGUCGAAGUAUUAGUAGCAAAUGAAAAUUAAAGAAAUGAAACUUUGA